This is a messenger RNA of Loa loa (African eye worm), 463 nucleotides long. RefSeq lists its product as hypothetical. The coding region runs from base 14 to 271 and encodes 85 amino acids. NCBI's taxonomy places the organism in Eukaryota, Metazoa, Nematoda, Chromadorea, Rhabditida, Onchocercidae. The transcript has 2 exons. The record is from RefSeq and is a predicted model, not a curated record.
AGUGAAGUGAAUUAUGAGAACGAUACAACUGAUACCAACAAUUUUGCUUCUUUUAUUAUCGCCUAUCGAUGCACAAUUUUUUGGCGGUUGUGGUGGAUACGGUAUGCUUGGAUGUGGUGGUUACGGUUAUGGAUAUGGUUAUUCUUACGGAAAUUACGGUGGAAUUGGUGGCUACGGCAAUUAUGGUGGCCUUGGUGGUUACGGUUUAUAUGGUACGGGUAUAAAUGGUUUCGGUAUUGGUUGCUGUGGAUUCAGCAGUUUUUAUGGAUGAAAGUAAACUUAUUGUGUUUGACAUACCGGAUGAUUUUCUAUUACUUUUAAUUACAUGUAUUAUCUAUAUCAACCAGACUAAAAUUCAACCGGAAUAUGAUGUAGUCAUCGUUUAUUGGGCCUUUACACUCAAAACUGUUGAUGACAAGUCUCAAAGGAGAUCAAUAUCCUGCGACAACAAUGUUUAAUACGC